This is a messenger RNA of Didymodactylos carnosus, 264 nucleotides long. The record is from the annotation of a GenBank genome assembly. Lineage: Eukaryota; Metazoa; Rotifera; Eurotatoria; Philodinida; Philodinidae.
AUGUUAACAGAAUUAAAUGAUCGUAGUGAAGAAUUUCUUUCGAUCGAUGUUGAAUCAAUUGCAACUGGUUACACUCACGAAGAUCGUCAUCCAGUAACUGUAAGUGUUGUCAAUAUCAAAGGUGAUGUGAUAUAUGAAGGAAUUAUCAAACCAUCGAUACCUGUCGUCAGUUAUUUGACGAUACUAACUGGAUUGAAAAAAGGUGAUUUAGAUAAUGGUGAAUCAAUGGAAAUUGUUCUCGAAAAUGUAAGUUGGCAAAUAUAA